Nymphaea colorata (pocket water lily) is the source of this 2295-nucleotide messenger RNA. Its product is annotated as protein NRT1/ PTR FAMILY 8.3. The record is from RefSeq and is a predicted model, not a curated record. Gene Ontology annotation, cellular component: membrane. NCBI's taxonomy places the organism in Eukaryota, Viridiplantae, Streptophyta, Magnoliopsida, Nymphaeales, Nymphaeaceae. The transcript has 5 exons. The coding region runs from base 97 to 1860 and encodes 587 amino acids. Gene Ontology annotation, molecular function: transmembrane transporter activity. Gene Ontology annotation, biological process: oligopeptide transport; transmembrane transport.
AAAAUGCCAUAAGCAAAUGUUUUGAGGAAGCAAUCCUCGUCAAAACUCAAGGCUUCCUUCUUCCUCCUCUGGUUACUGUGAGUUUGGUAGGAGAAGAUGGGUUCUCCGGAACAAGAGAGGCUGCUUGAAGAUGGAGAUCCCGAAGGUGGAGAUUCCAAUAACAAAAAUGGACCAUAUACGGGAGAUGGAUCAGUGGACUUCUAUGGGAGGCCUAUUCUAAAACACAAUACAGGCAACUGGAGGGCUUGUCCCUUUAUUCUUGGGAAUGAAUGUUGCGAGCGUUUGGCGUACUAUGGCAUUGCUACUAACCUUGUAACAUACCUUACAAAAAUACUACAUCAGGGAAAUGCUUAUGCUGCAAGUAAUGUUACCACCUGGCAAGGCACCUGCUAUCUCACACCACUCAUUGGAGCUGUUUUGGCUGAUGCGUACUGGGGAAGAUACUGGACUAUUGCUGUUUUUUCCUCUAUUUACUUCAUUGGGAUGGGUACCUUGACUCUUUCAGCAUCAGUUCCUGCAUUCAAACCCCCAUCUUGUGUUGGUGAUAAUUGUCCAGAAGCAAGUGCUGCACAAUAUGCUAUAUUCUUUUUUGGCCUCUAUCUGAUUGCUUUAGGAACAGGUGGAAUCAAACCAUGUGUAUCAUCCUUUGGAGCUGAUCAGUUUGAUGAUUCUGACCCAGAAGAAAGGGUGAGAAAAGGUUCUUUCUUUAAUUGGUUCUACUUUUCUAUCAAUCUUGGAGCUCUUGUUUCAAGCAGUUUGCUUGUGUGGAUACAAGACAAUGCUGGCUGGGGCUUAGGAUUUGGUAUUCCAACAGUAUUCAUGGGUCUUGCUAUUGGGAGCUUCUUCUGUGGAACAUCUCUCUAUAGGUUUCAAAGACCAGGAGGAAGCCCUUUGACGAGAGUUUGCCAGGUCGUGGUUGCGUCUAUCCAUAAAUGGAAUGUUGACGUACCUCUUGAUAGCUCCCGUCUGCAUGAAGUAACAGAUAAGAACUCUGCCAUUGAAGGGAGUCGGAAAUUGGAGCAUACUGAUGAAUUCAAGUUCCUUGACAAAGCUGCUACUGUGGUUGAUAUUGAUAUCAAGACCAAUCAGUUUACAAAUCCGUGGAGACUCUGCACAGUUACACAAGUUGAGGAGCUGAAAAUUCUUGUCCGCAUGUUCCCUAUAUGGGCUACUGGCAUAGUAUUUUCUGCAGUCUAUGCACAGAUGUCUACCAUGUUCGUGGAGCAAGGGAUGACCAUGGAUGCCUCUCUUGGUUCAUUUACUAUUCCUCCUGCAUCACUUUCUGUGUUUGAUGUACUGAGUGUGAUCCUGUGGGUCCCCAUUUAUGACCGCAUACUUGUGCCAAUAGCUAGAAAUUUGACAGGAAAGGAGAGAGGAUUCUCUGAGUUGCAGAGAAUAGGCAUUGGCCUCUUCAUAUCAAUUUUAUGCAUGACUGCAGCUGCGUUAGUUGAAAUUAGGCGCUUGCAAAUUGUUAAAGAGCUUGGUUUAGUUGAUUCCUCAGUAACUGUUCCCAUGAGCAUCUUUUGGCAGAUACCACAGUAUUUCUUGAUUGGUGCUGCGGAAGUAUUUACAUUCAUUGGACAGCUUGAAUUCUUCUAUGAUCAAUCUCCAGAUGCAAUGCGGAGUCUGUGCAGUGCCUUCUCUUUGCUGACUACUGCACUUGGUAAUUAUCUGAGCACUUUUAUAGUGACUAUCGUUACUGCAGUGACCACGAGAGGUGGAAGUGCUGGUUGGAUACCUGAUAACUUGAAUGAAGGUCAUCUUGACUACUUCUUUUGGCUGCUGGCUGGGCUAAGCUUUUUGAAUCUCUUGGUUUAUGUGUCUUGUGCUGGUUGGUACAAGUGCAAGAAGACCUCGUGAUUAUGUUUGUCAAGUGCAUGCUUCUGAUCAUUUCUUUACCAUGCGCCCUGUAUAUAUUCGUGGCAAACUUUUAGACAUUAAAUGACGUAUUUAUUUCCUAUUCUGAAAAUCAAAUCACUGUGGGUACAAGAUUGUACUCUUCUGUUAGCUUCACUUGGAUGCUACAAAGUUCUGUCGAAGCAGUGUCCCCCUCGAGGAUGAAGUUAUGUACACAGGUAAAAGUAGGCUUUGCUGUUGGCUGUUGCUAGUUACAUAUAAAGUACAAAAGUUGGCUCUGAUAUUUUUUUUCCGUUUGCCUGUUGUACUGGAAGUCUCGCAUCUUGGUAUCUUUUGGUAUCCUGAUGUGUUUAUUUUAUUUCUAACAUGUGGAACCAUGCUGAAGGCGUGACACUUGGUCGCACUCCAGAGUCCAGACUAAUAAAAUCCCAUUGCUGA